AUGGCCCUCCUACCGUUCACCUUGGCUGCUAUCCUCUUGCUGUUAUGCAUUCCAUUUGUUCGUGCUUUACCGCCUCUCAAUUGUACUAGUACCCCUACACUCGAUGUCACCGACUCUCCAUCCAGCAGUGACACCAGAACCUUGUGGGACAUCAUUUGGAGUUGCGUUGCAACUCUAUUCGCAUGCACAUGGACUGCAAUUCACCCAAAUAUCCCGGGUAUGGACGAGGGAAGAAUGACUAUUUUCUUUCGUCGCCUAUACAUCAUGGUUCUGGCGCUGAUUGCCCCAGUACUCAUGGUCACCUGGGCCGCAAUACAGUUUCUAAGUGCCCUUGAGUGGACCGCAGCGCAUGGGUUUUUCGCGUGGAUGGGUGGAUUUAUGCUUUACUGUGAUGACGAGCCACGAGCUACUCUUACACCCAAGGAACUUAUGGACUACAUUCGCGAUGGAUGCGUGGAUAUCCCUGACAUUGUGGAGGCAGACAUAGAAGGUCGAAGUAAGGGUGACGCACUAUCCAAGGGAAUCGCCGUUCUGCAGCUGGGGUGGUUCGUCCUCCAGCUUGUCGCCCGUUAUAUCCAGCACCUUCCCACUACCCUUCUCGAAAUCGACACCCUGGCUAUAGUUUCUCUCGCCUGCAUUGCCUAUUGCCUGUGGUGGAAGAAACCUAAGGACGUACGACGUCCUUAUCCUGUUCAUUGGAAUAGAAAUAAAACAGAAGCUCCUCCGUUACGCACAUUAACCUACGAGUAUAAAACCAAAUCCAGAAUUCUCCUUGGAUGCCUGGUAUCAUUAUCUUAUCCUUCUCAUUAUCCCUUGAGGAGUCUUAUGGGCACUGCCGUGACCAUUUCUCCCUGUACUGUCCGAGAACGUCGGGCUCCGUCUUUAGGUGGCUAUGCUGAUGAUAAUCGUCAUGAUCGUAGUCAUGUUAUUACACUUUUCCUUGGAUGCUUCAGUGGCGUCAUAUAUGGAGGACUGCAUUGUCUGGGCUGGAAUUAUCCGUUUCAGUGGCACACUGAACAGAUGCUAUGGCGUGUGGCUUCCAUUGUAACAGCAUCCGCAUCGGUACCUUUUCUUUUGAUAUUUGGCUGGGUCAUAUUGUCGCAUGCCCCCCAUGACAGUUGGGUCGUGAGAUUUGCUGUAGUUGCCAUCGCUUUCAUAUCAAUCACUACACGUGUUACAGUAAUUGUACUUAUAUUGUUGAGCUUGCGAUCGCUGCCCCCUGGCAUAUACGAUACGGUAGCAUGGACUACGUUUGUACCACAUCUUUAG
Messenger RNA from Suillus subalutaceus, 1269 nucleotides. RefSeq lists its product as uncharacterized. NCBI's taxonomy places the organism in Eukaryota, Fungi, Basidiomycota, Agaricomycetes, Boletales, Suillaceae. The record is from RefSeq and is a predicted model, not a curated record. The coding region runs from base 1 to 1269 and encodes 422 amino acids. The transcript has 3 exons.